AUUCCAUAAGAUCUUAUAUUAUCUUAUAAUAAGGUCUUGUAUGAUCAUAUCGUAAGACCUUAUUACAAGAUUUCACAAGAAAACAUCAGAUCUUGCAAGGUCUUACAAGACGUGUUUCACCUGGGUAUUUCUUCAUAGAUAAUAUGAUUGUAGUUAUUGGUUGGUAUUACUUGAAACUACUUAUAAUUAAUUACUAAUCUGACGGCAAAAAAGUGUAUUUAUGGAAAAAAAUUACGACGAGGGUAAUAAGAAUGCUUUCGAUAGAUUCGCAGUAGUCGGAAAUUUGUUUGAUACAGCAUACAGAAUAGAAGGUUAGGUUGAAUGUUCUAUAAAACAAGCACAUGUUGUCUUCUGGACACUAACUGUAGAGGAAAGAAAAUUGUUCUCUUUCCUUUUAAAUACAGUUCAGGAGGGUGUUUCAUAAAAAUUCUUAAGUGCUUGACUUAACUGAGUCUAGACCUAAGUCAGACUUAAGUCUUCAUUUUAUGCACUUACGUGUUAAUUUUAUACACUUAAGUCUGGCUUAAGCCUAGACUCAGUUAAGUCAAGCACUUAAGAAUUUUUAUGAAACAUCCUUCCGGAUGGGAAAAACUAAAAACUUAAUUUCCUAAUUAUCAAGACUUUUUUAUUUAAAUAAAGUUGAUAUUUAUGAUCUGAAUAGAAAACUGAAUCAAAUCAUAUCAAUUUUGAUUAGUUUUGUUUCACUUUUUUCUUCGAUCUUUGUACCAGAAACAGACUUGUACGACAUCGUUUUCCUUCUUUUCCUUUCGUUUAAUAUUUCCACCAAUAGGAAAGUGAGACCCAAAACAUACUCCACGUAUCCUUAUAUACUGCAAUUAUUCACGGCUGAAAGAAAGCAACUUCUGCUCUGUUUUCUAUGGUCAAGAUACGCUAGGGCUGACAGCUAGGCAACACAUCAUCGUGUGUUUAUGUUAAUUGUGGUCAUUUAGGCCUAACAUUUAGUCCUAGUGUAUCUUGACCCUUUUCUAUGCUGACUGGUUUGAAUUCCUUAUGUUUAGUAGAAACGAAGAGUUACUAUGCAAUCUUUCUAGCGCAUUGCACCAUAUGCUAGCGGUCUAAGUUAGUGAAUUUAGCUUUUUUCGUAUAUGCACAAGAAGCCAGACAAGACGAGAACUUGAACUUCUUUUUCCUUUUUGGUUGUCAGUUUAUGGUAGAAGAGUUGUAGGAUUAAGGUACCAAAACAGAAAAAGUAAGUACAUUAAUCAAUAACGAUGAUGAGUCAUUGAUCAGUAGUUCACAUAGCAAAUAGCACUUUUUCCUUCUUUUUCAAAACGCGCCUUUAAGAGAAGGGAAGUAGCAAGAAAUACAUCUUAAUGGCGGUCUUGUAGAGUUAUAUCACGACCGGUUUUAGCUUAUCACAUGUUUAACAGUAGUGUGUAGGCCCAUGAGAAAAACCUCUUAUUUCAUGCGCUUCUGAUGCGCUGGAAUGACACGUUGAUUGGAUGAAGAUAUCAGAGAAGUGAAGUGGCACAUUUGGCUAUCGAAUGUUUUCUUUUUUUGAAUGCUUGUCAUGGUAUGUGCAAUGUUUUGACCAAAAAAUACUAUAUCUUCGGUUUCGUAGUGAGACAGUACACUCUCCAGUUUCUAAUAAGACCGCUCUUCCAGAUGCGAUGCAUGAGAUUAUUGUUCGUCAAACUACUUUCGAAUAUUCAUCGCACAAGCAAUCCGUCAUUCUUCUACGCACAAUUGAGCGCAUGCAUGGUGCGGAUCUGUUAUUGCUUCCUGACGUUUUUCGAUGACAGCAUUCUCAGUCAUGUCCAGCAUUUUAAUAAGAAUUCUGAGUAGAGUGGGCUUUUGCAGUGUAUCGCCGUAUUUUCUGCAUACUCUGUAUUAAUAACAGAGUGGAAACUAACGUUUCAAAGUAGAAUUUAUUUUACUCUCGCUUGAUCGAAAUCAAUAAAAAUGCUGCUUCUUCCCGAUAAACAAAUUUUCACGCAAAAAUCGAGAAAGUGGUAAAAGAUCUAAUAUAAGCUAAACAGUUUUGGCACUCAUAAAUGUCUGAAUAAACAAAUAUUAAAUUUUAGUGUCUCGAUUUAUCUGUUUAUUUGUUACAUGUUUUGUAGAUAUAAUAUUUCGAAGCUUUCAUAACUAGUGACUUUAAAUUUCUACAGUAAAUGAUACAAUGAGAGAAAAAGAAAAAAAGGAUAACCAGGUGGCAACUAAGACGUUGUCAAUUGAACAUAAUGUUGUUUCUGAUUCAGUUGACCUAUAUGAUGAAGAAGAUUCACGUACAGUACGUCAAAGUAAACGUUUAAAAAUGAUAAACACGGUAACAUCAGCUAAAAUACUUUCUAGAACAAUAGUCGUACCCAUUAAAAGAAAAAUAUCAACGAAAGUUUCAAAAGCGAUAACUAAUGGUAAUAUCAUGAAAUUUAACAAAAGCAAUAAAACAUCAACUAAAAGUGAAAUGAUUCCACCUGCGGAGAAUGAACCUACGUGGAAACAAGAUUUAAACCUACAACUAGCGUCUACUGAAUUAAAUAAAACCGGCAUGAAAUUGGGUUAUCCAUGUAUUAAUACAAGCCUUUGCACACCAAAUCAUACGUUUCGGUUAGCUGCGCUAACAGAUGAAAAAUGUUACGAAAUUUCGGAACAAAAUAUUCAUUGUUUAACAGAAAUUCUUAAAUACAAUAUUGGGAAUGGUUAUCGAUUUUUUCGAAUCGGAUCUCAAACAAUUCCAUUUGCUAGUCAUAAACAGUGUACAGCUAAUUGGUCUUUGAAAUUUGCAGAUAAACUGCGUAUGAUUGGUCAAUUAAUUCGAGAUAAUAAUAUGAGAAUUAGUAUGCAUCCUGAUCAAUUUGUUUUAAUUAAUGCUUUGUCAGAUGAUAUUGUUAAAAGAAGUAUUGAUGAAUUAACCUACCAUUGUACAUUACUUGAUUGUAUGGAAUUAAAUUCAACUGCCAAAGUUCAAAUUCAUGUUGGCGGUAUUUAUGGAGAUAAACUUGCCGCAAUGGAUAGAUUUAUUGAAAAUUAUAAAUUUAAAUUAACGGAUCAAAUUCGAAAACGUAUGGUAAUUGAAAAUGAUGAUCAUCUAUUCUCUGUUAAAGAUUGUCUUUAUAUUCAUAAACAUACAAAUAUUCCAAUAUUAUUUGAUAAUUUACAUCACGAUUGUUUGAAUAAUAAUGAGUCAAUGUUAGAUGCUAUGCAGGCAUGCUUUAAUACAUGGAAUAGUGAACACGAUGGUGUGCCAAUGAUUGAUUAUUCAACACAACAGACUGGAAAAAGAAUUGGUGCUCAUAUUUCACAUAUUGAUGAAAAACAUUUUCAAAAUUUUAUUAAUGAAACAAAAGAUCUUCAUUUUGAUAUUAUGCUAGAAAUAAAAGACAAAGAACAAAGUGCUAUUUUAGCGUUAGCUCACGCAUCGAAAAUACGAGCAAAUUUCAAUAUUAACGCAGAUGAUUAUCGAUAUAUAUACGAAAAUGCUCAAAAAAAAAAGAUAACUGCCGAAGAACAAAAGCAAAUGAGACAACAAUUGCGUGAAGCGAAGAAAGAACAACAACUUCAAAAGGAGAAAAAUCAAACUAAAAAUGAAUUAAAAAAAAAGAAAAGAAAACAAUCAAAUAUUACAAGUGAUGAUGAUGGUGAUGAUCAACAAACGGAUGAUUUAUUUCAUACAGGUGCGAGUGAUGUCGCCAUAAAAACCAAAAUAAAAAAACGAAAAACUAAAUGA
Molecule: messenger RNA, 3691 nt
Organism: Didymodactylos carnosus
Lineage: Eukaryota; Metazoa; Rotifera; Eurotatoria; Philodinida; Philodinidae
Source: the annotation of a GenBank genome assembly